This is a messenger RNA of Ceraceosorus bombacis, 1330 nucleotides long. The record is from the annotation of a GenBank genome assembly. Lineage: Eukaryota; Fungi; Basidiomycota; Exobasidiomycetes; Ceraceosorales; Ceraceosoraceae.
AUGCCGACCGCUGAUGAUCCAUUCGCCGCUCUAGGCCUGCCGGUGGGCGCAUCCGGUGAGUGACACAUGGAGCUAAUGCCAGGCUGCUUGUCUCGAGCCUCGAUCUCGAUGAAGUCAUACUGACGCUGCCUCGCACUACCUCGUCGUAAAUUUCAAGAGGCCGACAUUCGCGCAGCAUACCGAAGACUCUCGCUCAAGCUGCACCCCGACAAGGCGAGGGAUGUGACGCCCGAAGUAGCCUCGGCUCGCUUUCACGCAAUUCAGACGGCCUACGAGGCGCUUCAAGAUCCAGUGUAUCGAGCUAAAGCUGCAUCGAUAGCGGAAGCAGAGCGCAAGAAAAAUGAGAGGAGAGGCGCUUAUGAUGGCAACAGAAAGAGGAUGGCUGAGGAGCUGGAGAGGGAAGAAAGAGAAGGCUUGAAGAAGAGAAGGGAUGUCAAGGAUCGCGAAGAAAGGUUGAGAAGGUUGAAGGAAGAAGGCAAGAGGCUGACAGAAGAGCUGCUCAGGAGCAAUGCGUCAUCCUCCACGCCUUCCACGCCGGACCCGAAAAAUGCUGGUGGUGAGGCAUCAUCUGAGCAGGUGCUGGAAGAGCGAGAAGACGAAGAUGGCGUGGAGCCUGCGUUAGGUGAGCGCUCAAGAGUAAUACGGCAAAAGUUUGUCAGAUGCAUUUGAGGUUUGGCUGACGAUGGGUUGCCCUUUUGUCCUCGCACAGGGCCACUCGACAAGACUGUGAAGCUACGUUUUCCCUCCCAUCAACAAUCUCUCCUCAUGGGCUCGUCCGCCAGCGCAGCCUCGAGUGAACCCCUACGUACUCCUCUCGCCAGCGCGAUGUCGCGUCGCUUCGGCAAGAUCGAGGCAAUUCGAUUCCUGCCGCCAAAGGCUUCAAAGAGGCACCCGGAGAGGAUACCUAAUGAAGCGACAGCUCUCGUAUCAUUCGCGGGGUUGGAAGACGCCAUGAAAGCUGUGGAGUUGGGUGGGCAGAUGAAUGCCGCGAAUCGCAACGACGAGCAGACCAGGAUACUGGAGGAUGUUCACAUUGGAUGGGCUACAGCGGGUAAGGGGAAUGAUGGAGAGCCGCCAGCUGCUCGUUUCAGAAGGUCACAGCGUGCAAGGGAGCAGGCCGCUCCACCACGAGGCGCGAAUGGCCAAUAUGCGCGCGGAGAGAGUCUUGUGAGUUUCAUUCCGCGUGCCACGGAGACAACUAGGAGCCUCGUCAUCUCCGCUAACGCAGCCUGCUUCCCGUACAUCGCAGCCGCCUUCUGAUGGCCCCAAACCUGAAGAUGCAGCGACGUACGAAGCGAAUACCCUGGCGAGGCUCAUGAGCAUGAGCUGA